AGGGGUGAGGAUGGAGGGAGACUGGGCCGGGAGGCUGUGUCGGACCGGGCCCGCCAGCCUCCGCUGGGCUGAGCGGAAGCGGGGACCGCGGUGGGGACAGUGCUUUUUCUUCCGCCCCGCCCCCUGGGACCACCUCCACUCCCCCCUGCUGUCCGGUGGCGGCUGUCUGGCCCGGGGCUGGUAGCUGGGCUCGCCCAGGCCGCCCUUUCAGGCCUCUGGCUCCUGACCCGCGGAAAGGCCACCUCCCUGCGGUCACAGCAGGCCCUUCUCAGCGCCCAGCUCCACUUUUCCACGGAGAAGAGGCCGGUUGGGAUUCCUGGAGUUUCCCGCCAGAGCAGGGUCCUCUCCAAGGGAGAGCUGUUUUCACCAAGGAAGUUCCGCUUUCAAUCCCACCUGCUUCACCUCUCCUCUUCCUUGAGACCUGAGUGAUACUUCUUGACUACUUCUGUGUCUCACGUAAACAGUUCUCCAACUCUUUUACCCUGUGGUAUUUCCCUGAGAUGUGAUAUCGCUAGUACCACCACCAGAGAGAACCGUCUGGACCCUCUGCACAGGUUAUGAAACCCCCCUUAACUGCCACAAUUUUCUUACCUGGCUCAUCUCGUCUUGGAUUUUGUAUCUUUGCUAAAAUCAGUGAUGUAAAAAGACCUGAAAUGGACGAUACUGCCGACGGGAUGAAGAUGGAUGCUGGAGAAGUGACUUUGGUGAACCACAACUCCACCUUCAAAACCCAUCUCCUGCCACAGUCAUGUUUUCCAGAGGACCAGCUUUCACUUUCUGACCAGCAGAUCCUGCCUUCUAGGCAGGGGACUUUGGACCGACUUUCCCCAUGUUCUACAAGAAGUGCAGCUUAUCAUCCAGAUUAUUACUCAGGAUUCUUUGUCAGCAAGAUGAGAUCUCCUCCCCUAAAAAGACAUAACCCUUCCUCAGACAGUUUCCUUGGCUCAGAUGACACAAGAACCUUCGGUCAAAGUGCAAAUGGACAGUGGAGAAACUCCACUCCAGCAUCAGUCUCAACGUUACAAAAAUCAAGAAAUAGCCGAAGUCUUUACCUCGAAACCCGAAAGACCUCAAGUGGAUUAUCAAACACCUUUACAGGAAAGUCAAAUCAUCACUGCCAUGUGUCUGCAUAUGAAAAGUCAUUUCCUAUUAAGCCUGUCCCAAGUCCAUCCUGGAGUGGUUCAUGUCGUCGAAGUCUUUUAAGCCCUAAGAAAAUGCAGAGGCGGCAUUUCAGCACAGCAGAAGAGACAGUUCAAGAAGAAGAAAAAGAGAUCUAUAGGCAGCUGUUGCAGAUGGUCACAGGGAAACAGUUCUCUGUAGCCAAGCCCACCACACAUUUCCCUUUGCACCUAUCUCGAUGUCUUAGUUCCAAUAAGAACUCCCUGAGAGACUCCUUGUUGAGAAAUGGAAACUCUUGUGCAUCUCACGUCUUUGGCUCAGAUACUUCAUCCUCUGGCUCUGCUAGUGUUGUAACUGCGCAGGAACCACUGGCCCACGGUGGUGCGGUUCCCCUGUCGUCUUGUGCCCGAGAUGCUGCAUUUGGACCCAAAGCCUCUGCUCCUUACCGCCGGUCUCACUCUCGCCUCUCCACCCCACCUCAGCCAGAUAACUUGCCAGCAUCAAGUACACAGUCUGAAGGAUCAGACUCUGUGAUUUUACUCAAAGUGAAAGAAUCUCAAACUCCAGCUUCCAGUCCUGCUUUCUUCCAGGCAGAGCUAUGGAUCAAAGAAUUAACGAGUGUCUAUGACUCUCGAGCCCGGGAGAGAUUCCGCCAGAUUGAAGAGCAGAAGGCACUGGCAUUGCAGCUUCAAAACCAGAGAUUGCAGGAACAGGAACAUGCAGUCCUCGAUUCCAUAGAACUGCACCUUCGUGUACCUCUUGAAAAGGAGAUUCCUGUCACAGCCACCCAGGAAACCGCAAAAAAAAGUCACCAGCUAACUGAUAGUGAAGACGAAUUUCCUGAAAUUACAGAGGAAAUGGAGAAAGAAAUAAAGAAUGUAUUUCGUAAUGGUAACCAAGAUGAAGUCCUCAGUGAAGCGUUCCGCUUGACCAUUACACGCAAAGAUAUUCAAACUCUAAACCAUCUAAAUUGGCUCAACGAUGAGAUCAUCAAUUUCUACAUGAAUAUGCUGAUGGAGCGCAGUAAAGAGACGGGGUUUCCAAGUGUCCAUGCAUUUAAUACCUUCUUCUUCACUAAGUUAAAAACAGCUGGUUAUCAGGCAGUGAAACGUUGGACAAAGAAAGUGGAUGUAUUUUCUGUUGACAUUCUUCUGGUACCCAUUCACUUGGGUGUGCACUGGUGUCUAGCUGUCAUAGACUUUAGAAAGAAAAGUGUCACCUACUACGACUCUAUGGGUGGAAUAAACAAUGAAGCCUGCAGGAUCCUCUUGCAAUACCUAAAGCAAGAAAGUGUUGACAAGAAGAGGAGAGAGUUUGACACCAAUGGCUGGCAGCUCUUCAGCAAGAAGAGCCAGGAAAUUCCGCAGCAGAUGAAUGGAAGUGACUGUGGGAUGUUUGCUUGCAAGUAUGCUGACUGUAUUACCAAAGACAGACCAAUCAACUUCACACAGCAACACAUGCCGUAUUUCCGGAAGCGAAUGGUCUGGGAGAUCCUCCACCGGAAGCUCUUGUGAAGACUGUCUCAGAGAACAGACAUGAUAGUAUGGGGACCAGCCCUUUGCCAUCUACAGCCAGAGACCUUGGGACAGCUGCUCCUCACCCUGUUCUUGUGCAGCCCUUGAUCCUGGACCAGCCCAGGCAAGAUGCACUCACAAGCACAUCUGCCUUUCCUUUUGUAUCUCAGAUACUAUUUUUGCAAAGAAACUUUGGUGCUGUGAAAGGGGUGAGGGACAUCCCUAAGCUGGAGAGAGACUGCUUUUCACCUCAUUUCUGCCAUCUUGUUUCCAAAGGGCUCCAGCCUCACUGAGUCCCUAAUUGGGAGCCCACGGAAAGCUUGGGAAGAAUCUUGGUUUCUUAUAAACUCUUGUUGUUAGGCCUUACCGAGAAGUAGGAAAGGGCAUGGACAGCAGGUAGGGAUAAAAACCACCAGCACGUAGACAUACACAUGAUUCCCGAGAUGCAGAGGUAGGAACGGGACUGUAAACUGGACUUGGAGGCCCACGCUUAAGUCCCUCCUGCAGAACCCUUCCUGUUUCUGUGCCCUGAUGUGAAACCCAACUGCUUCUCCUCAAAGCUGUUUGGUCACUGGUAGGGUCAUCCCACGCCGAGCACAGCGCACAAGCCCUGGCAGACCCUUAAGUUAUGAGAGGCCUUUCCUGGCAAGCAGGGCUUUGCGUGUGCUAGCGUAUGUGCUGUGGAGAGGACGCCCCCCAGAAGUGCUGAGUGCAGCGACAGGGCCCCGCUUCACUGUUGCCUGCUUCUGACCAAGAAGAAGGACCUCGGUCUUUAGCAUCAGAUACCAGAGUUGGAUGAAUACAGGUCUAGAUGGUCUGUGGCUAGUUAGUUUAAAUGUGUUUCUAACCACAGAGAAUUUUAUAUACAUAUAUACUUAUCUAUAUGUGUGUGUAUAUACAUGCAUAUAUGCACACACACGUGAAAUAUAUAUUUCACAGGGGUAUGCUUUUAAAAGAAAAAAAAAAAGACUGAAUGUGUUCACCAUUUAGUCUGUAGGUUUAUUUUCAUCUUUAAGAUUCCAGCACACGGUGAUCCCAACAGCUGCUCUGCAUUGGGUGUUUGUAGACUUCCUAAGAGUAUUUUGCAAUCUGGAUGAAUUUUGGCUUAGGAGUAAAGGUUAUCAAGGUAAACAUCAUUUUCAGCUGAAAAAAAAAAAAAAACAACAACAAAACAACAAAAAACGGGUGGAGUUAAAUUGCUAAGCCUGAGAUUUUCAAACUGCUAUUCCUUUUGUUCUUUCUACAUCUCUCCCACCCUCUGAGAGCUCCUAAGGUCUAGAUGGUGAGAUGAUCCAAUGCCAGUGUCAUUUUGUACUUACGUUCCAGAGCAGGAACAUUUUAUACUUUUCUGUAUUGUAAUGGGUAGUUUUAUAUAAACUCUUCUCCUCUCCCCGGAGCCCCGCCCUUUCCAGCAUUGUGCUUCCUCCUUGGGCUUAUUUGAAAAUUCUACUCUGUUUUAUACCAAGCUUGUUUAGUACAUUUUUCUAUGUUUUACCACAGGUUACAAUUUGAAAACAACAACAGCUAUUUUUUUUAAUAUUCCAUUGUUAAACUGAAUGUUCGCGUCUCCACUCCAGCACCUAGUGUCCCCGCUCUUCCUUGCCCCUGCAUGUUGGAGGAAGAGACCCCUUUGUACACUUACGUUUCCUUCUUCUGCUCCUCUCUCCUCUGCCCUCCCUUUCUCUUUCUUUUGAUUUUCCAUAGGAAAUAAAUAGCUUUCUGUGUCUGA
Peromyscus californicus insignis is the source of this 4362-nucleotide messenger RNA. RefSeq names its product SUMO specific peptidase 1 (gene Senp1). Bases 558 to 2633 code for a protein of 691 amino acids. The record is from RefSeq and is a predicted model, not a curated record. Gene Ontology annotation, molecular function: deSUMOylase activity. Gene Ontology annotation, cellular component: nucleus. Lineage: Eukaryota; Metazoa; Chordata; Mammalia; Rodentia; Cricetidae. The transcript is spliced from 19 exons. Gene Ontology annotation, biological process: protein desumoylation.